Molecule: messenger RNA, 615 nt
Organism: Candidula unifasciata
Lineage: Eukaryota; Metazoa; Mollusca; Gastropoda; Stylommatophora; Geomitridae
Source: the annotation of a GenBank genome assembly
AUGCCAGAGUUGAAGUUGUACUAUUUCAAUGGGGGUAACAGAGUUCUUGUUUCUCGACUAAUUUUGGCAGCAGCCGGUGUUGACUACGAGUUUAUACAAGUUACGAGAGAUACGUGGCCGGAGCAAAAAUCCACCUUCCCAUUCGGACAGUUGCCUGCGCUGUCAGUGGACGGGAAACGUUUUGGCCAGAGUAUAGCUAUCCAGGCAUAUCUUGCCAGGGAGUAUGGUCUCUACGGCUCAAACAAUAUUCAGCGACUGGAGAUCGAUCAGCUGGUCCAGUUAAGAGAAGAUUUCUCAAGAGAGUCCCAUCUUGGACCACGUGACAGGGAUCCAGAAAAAAAGGCUGAGAGAGAAAAACAUUUAAGUGAAAAUGUCUACCCCCUUUACUUGGGCUACUUCAGAAAAUUUCUCCUGGAAAAUGGCACAGGAUUUGCCGUUGGUGACCAACUGAGCUUGGCAGAUCUUGUCCUAUAUGAAGCAACAUCAUCGCUGGUCAGGCGAAAUGCUGAACUGCUGCAGAAAUAUCCUGAGAUUCUAGCUCACCGAGAGAAGGUUGAGGAGCUGCCGAGAAUCAGGGAAUUCCUUGCGACAAGCGGGGAAACAGCACGGGUUUGA